Messenger RNA from Sycon ciliatum, 858 nucleotides. RefSeq names its product dnaJ homolog subfamily C member 5-like. The record is from RefSeq and is a predicted model, not a curated record. Gene Ontology annotation, cellular component: presynapse; intracellular membrane-bounded organelle; membrane. Gene Ontology annotation, biological process: regulation of synaptic vesicle cycle. The transcript has 6 exons. NCBI's taxonomy places the organism in Eukaryota, Metazoa, Porifera, Calcarea, Leucosolenida, Sycettidae. Bases 157 to 708 code for a protein of 183 amino acids.
AUUCCAUAGCUCCACUGUACAUGUAGUCUAGAUCAGUAGAUGCUCUAGCUGCCAAGCGAACGCGUAUUUAUUUUGCUUGGAUUGGGUAAGCUGCUUUGCAAUUUCUCAUCUGGCCUUACUGCCCUUAGUUCAAGGCUUACUCUGCAGUCUCUGGAUAUGGCUGACGAAAUGAAUCCUGAUACGCCUCCGCCGAUGCGGACCCGUAGUGUCAGUGCGGAGGGAGAGAGUCUAUAUACAAUGCUGGACGUAGCACAAGACGCAACGCAGAGCGACAUUUCUAAAGCUUAUCGGAAACUUGCAUUGAAACACCACCCGGACAAGAAUCCUGACAAUGUAGACUUUGCCAAUACGAAAAUCAAGGAGCUGAACGAUGCAUAUGCGGUACUGAAGGACCCGACCAAGAGGAAAAUCUAUGACCACUGGGGAUCAUACGGAUUGGAAGCGGCCAAGAAGUUCGGAGAUGAUUUCGUCUUAUCCACGAUCAAGAUGGAUAACUGGUGCAUGAAGGCUCUCGUGGGAUUCUGCUGCAUCAUCACUGGAUGCUGCUGCUGCUGUUGCCUGUGCUGCUGCUGCGGCCAGUGCUGCCAAGGAAAGGCGGGAGAGGGUGAUGGCGAGGGCGCGGAUAUCCCAAUGGAGGUGUUCCAGGAAGGAGAUGGACAAAAUGGUAGCACUCCUGAUGACCAUGUCGUAACUUCAGAACCGGUUUGAGCAACUCACAAAGCUUAUUCCCGGUAUGCUUGAGGUCCGUUCCAGCUAGCACCACGCUCCGUUCCCGAUGGCUGAUGUGAAGUUGCCAGCCGGAAACUGUCCAAGCUUGUUGAUCAUUUGCUGUCACAAUCUGUCGGAUGUCAGUUGCCC